Molecule: messenger RNA, 1282 nt
Organism: Verruconis gallopava
Lineage: Eukaryota; Fungi; Ascomycota; Dothideomycetes; Venturiales; Sympoventuriaceae
Product: transcription elongation factor S-II
Exons: 2
Coding region: 220-1119 (299 amino acids)
Biological process (GO): transcription antitermination; transcription elongation by RNA polymerase I; transcription elongation by RNA polymerase II
Cellular component (GO): nucleus
Molecular function (GO): RNA polymerase II transcription regulatory region sequence-specific DNA binding; zinc ion binding
Source: RefSeq, a predicted model, not a curated record
AUCUUUUUGUUUCUUUGGCAACAGCCUCACGGGGAAGGAGCGCACACGACAAACCGCCUCAGUAAGAAGAAACAGCGGCCAACUGCGUGCCUGCUGCGAUACAGGAGCCUUCACACAAUUCUAUCGUUAGCCCGACCGUUCUUCAACGUCCUGAUCCUCAUCUAGUCCCUCGACCCUCCUAAGCCCGCCAACCUCACGUGCGCGCGCCUUCUCCUCAGUAUGGCCAUGGACGUCAAGGCAGUUGACGCAAAGCGUAAUGACCUGGACAAGGCUAUCCGGGACAACGCACCCGCCAGCGCCGUGCUGAAGAUUCUGAAUGAGCUGAAGGCCGGCAUUGUACCCUCGGAAAAAUUGCUUCGCGAAACCAAGAUCGGCGUAUCAGUAAAUAGGCUGCGAAAUCACAAGGACCCAAACGUGCAGAAGUUGGCCAAUGAAACAGUCACCUCGUGGCGAAAUGCCAUGCGCAAGCAGCAGGCAAGCUCAGGCAGCUCGACGCCAAAACCAAACGGUACGGCGAGUCCCGCGGCGGGAAGCCCGGCCAAUGUCAAACAGGAGAAAAAGGCGUACACGGGAGAUCCACUGAAGAGGAAUGCGGUGGCAGAUAAGAUCGAUUGGAAGGUGACCGGUAGCGCUGUGCGCGAUGGCUGCAUCAAGCUCAUGUAUGAUGGGUUGGCGCAUACUUCUUCAGAACCAUCUUCAGACAUACUCAAUAAAGCCCGGGAAGUCGAGCUGGCAGCGUUCUCCAAGUUCCAACCAGAGACCUCGAGCGCGUACCGUGAAAAGAUGCGAUCCCUCUUCCAGAACCUGAAGAACAAGUCAAAUCCGCAGCUGCGUAUCAACAUCAUGUCCGGCUCCAUCACUGCUGAGAAGUUCGUCGUCAUGACCCACGACGAGCUGAAGUCGGCGGAGCGCAAGGCGGAAGAGGCGAAGCUGGCGAAGGACAACAUGGACAAGGCUAUGGUUCCGCAGGAGAUCAAAUCCGUAUCAGACGCGCUCAAGUGCGGCAAGUGUGGCCAGAAGCGCGUCAGCUACACGCAGGCGCAGACGAGAUCCGCCGAUGAACCUAUGACGACGUUUUGCGAGUGCCUUAACUGCGGGAACCGCUGGAAAUUCUCGUGAGCUGCCGUUGUCUGUUUACCCUUUCACCGUUUCCUUCCCACUGCUGCCUACGCGAUCCAUCGACGUGCCUCGUGGGAGGGGGUUUUCUUUGGGCAAGAGAGCUUGGACUGGCAAAGCAGGAGUCUUGAGUACGGUGCUUGCGUUUUUUUUUUUUUUUGUUUUU